UAUUUAUUAUAAGCAUCUCGUUUCAGUAUAUGUACGCAUAUGACACGGAAACAAAUAAUUACAAAAUAUUCAAUUAUUUUUAUUAUUAAAUCAGUAAAUAAAAGUAAUAAGCCAGUCUUUAAAAAAAAAAACAGACCACGGGGGACACGACACCCAAAUCCCCCCCCAUAAUUAUACCACUGCCUAGAGUUGCGUAAAACGUAAUUUCGUUCUUUUUACUUUGUUUUGAUAUUCGGACGUUUUUUAUAAUUAUUGCCUUAUUGGUUGUCUACGGUAUAUAUUUGUGGUUAUUGAGAUGUAGCAAGAAGCUCCGAUUGGGCAACAGCAGCUGUUGAUAAAAAAAAAUUUGAUAACAAUACCUGACUUUUAUCAUAGAAUGUUCUUUGCUUUUAUUGAAUGUUUUUUGAACAAUUAAUCAACAACUUGUCUAAUAAAUAAUAAUUAUAUUUGUAUUUGAGACUAUUUACGCAGACAAAUUACGUUUUUUUUUAUCUUUCAAAGUAGAUACUUUGUAUAUUAAACCUAAUAUAUAUAUAUAUAUUGUGUUAUUACUUUUAAUAGGUACUUAUAUAUUAGUACUUUUGGUGUUUUGAACAUUCAAAAUUGUCUCUUCGCAAAGUUACUGAUUAAUUAAUUUUUUUUGGAAUGAUAAGUUUAUAAAUUAUAUACUUGAAUUAAUUUAUUAAGUGAAUCACUUAGUUAAGAUCUCUUAAAAUGGAAAACGCAAAUAUCGGCCAACGUUCAUCUUCCUACAGUCAAGAAACAUCUGAACCGAAACACUGUUGGGUUUGUUUUGGUACCGAUGAAGAUGAUUAUGAAAGUAACAGAGAUUGGGUGUCACCAUGUAAAUGUCGCGGUUCUACACGAUGGGUUCACCAGAAUUGUGUUCAACGUUGGGUUGAUGAAAAAUUGAAAGAAAAUCUUAGUGUUAAAGCUCAUUGCCCUCAAUGCCAUACACAAUAUAUAAUUGUGUAUGAUGAAGUCAAUUACUUUGUUCGCAUGUUAAACAAACUUGAUAAAACAGCUAAUCAGCUAUGUCCUUUUUUGGCAGCUGGUGUUGUCGUCAGUACUCUUUAUUGGUCUGCAGCUUCAUAUGGAGCAAUAACCAUGAUGCAGGUAAUGGGUGAAAGAGAAGCUAUAACAAUGAUGGAGAAUACAGAUUCAUAUAUGUUGCUCUUGGUAUUACCAUCAAUACCACUCAGUCUAAUUUUAUGCAAAACUAUCAAUUGGGAAGAAACCUUACUGUUAUUUGUACAAAGAUUUACUUCACAAUUACCCUUAUUAAGAACUAUCAUGCCUUCAUUUUUGUGUGAACCUGUCAAUAGUUCAACUAGUACAGUCCAAUUCAAUUCAGUUGUUAAUCCAACAACUACUUUAUGCGCAGCACUUUUAUUGCCAACUACUGCCACUGUUGUUGGAAAUUUAUUAUUUGAUAAUAGUUCAUAUUCAUACUUACAAAAAACAAUAUUGGGAGGGCUAGUAUAUAUUGCAGUAAAAGGUGUAUUCAGAAUAUACCAAAGACAACACAAUGUUAUUAAAGAAAGAACACGUAAAGUCAUUGACUAUCCUGAAACUGAUGCUGAAGAAAAUACUUAAAAUCUGUACCAUAAUCUAAUACUUGUUAACAUCACCUGAAGAAUUUUAAUAUCUUAAUACAAUAAUUAUAAUAAAACAUCUUAAUAUUGUAUAUAAAUAUGUAGAUAUUAUUUAAAAAAAAAAAUUAAUUGUAUUUAGAAUAAAUUUGUAAAAAAAAUUUAUUAUUAUUUUAAGAUAAUCAUAUAUCAAACAUACAAAUGUUUAUAAAGUUAAUACAAAAUGAAUAAUAUCAUAUAAUUUAAAAUAUGAAUAUUGUUGGUGAAUAAGUUAUUUAAUUAUAAAGAGUUGCUCAUGAAAAACAUUCUUAAUACAUAAAAAAAUUUAGAUAUUUUUAGUAAAAUAGUUUUGAUAAAAAUAUAUAUAUAUAUUGGUAAUUAUUUAUUUUACAGUUAUUUAUAAAUAAUUUUAGGCCAUGUAUACGAUAACACUUCUGAUAAAUAUUUAUACUUUCUCAAUUAUACUAAAUGUAUGAUAUAAAAAUCUUAAACUAACUUUGAAUAUGUAAAAAUAAUAUAAUAAUCUACAAUACAUUUGAAGUAUAUUGUAUAGUUCAAAAUACUAAAAAAAUAUAAUAAUAUUGUUAACAUUUUGUUUCAGUCUUAUAAAUGUACAAUCAUUAAUUUCGCUGGUACCUUCAUAACUUACAUUUUCAUUAAUUUUCAUUUACAUAACAAUUAAAAUGGCAUCUUAUAUAGGUAAUUAUGAUUACAAUGUUUAGUUAUUACUUAUUACAUACACAUGAACGCUUAGAGUUAACUGAUAUUAACCAAUAAAAAAUACCAUUCUAUGUCUAGCAAAAUCUUCAUCCAAUAGGUACUAAGAUAAAUGUUUUGUCCUAACUCCUCAAGUACACCUAAGAAGGUGGCAUGAAUGGUGUUCUUGGAGUGAGGAAUGUCGGAAGCAGUGGCGGUUAAACGGGGGGGGGGGUGAAGGCGAUAGAUCCCCCAUGACUUUAUGUAUACCGUAUACCUAUUGUACUAUAAUGUUAAUGUAUUACAUUUUGUUUUAAUUUUUUCUCAAAAUAACGCUUAUUAGCGUAUAUUAUUAUCUAGAUUCUAGACUUAUUCUAAGAACAAGGCUGUUAUUAUUAUUAAUAUUUAGUAAUUAGUUGCUUGUACAAAAUAUACGGAAAUUACCCUGCUC
Molecule: messenger RNA, 2739 nt
Organism: Rhopalosiphum padi (bird cherry-oat aphid)
Lineage: Eukaryota; Metazoa; Arthropoda; Insecta; Hemiptera; Aphididae
Product: E3 ubiquitin-protein ligase MARCHF5-like
Exons: 7
Coding region: 715-1596 (293 amino acids)
Molecular function (GO): zinc ion binding
Source: RefSeq, a predicted model, not a curated record